This is a messenger RNA of Knipowitschia caucasica, 2709 nucleotides long. Lineage: Eukaryota; Metazoa; Chordata; Actinopteri; Gobiiformes; Gobiidae. The record is from the annotation of a GenBank genome assembly.
AUGAUCGUGGUGAGGACAUCCCACCCCCACACCGCCAAAGUGGAGUGUGUUAUUGGACAAGGGGGACCUUCUCUUUUCAGUGUAAGGGGAGGAGGUGGGGGUGCACCUCAGCACUAUCCCAAGACUGACGACAACAGCGACUCCCUGGGGAAGCCCCCAGGUGAUAGCAGUCAGAGAUGGGUUCCUUCUCAAAGCACUAGGCGAGAGGUUUUAUCCACCAAAGAGAAAUCACAAAAUGACAAAAUCUUCCGAAAAGUGAGAGGCAUACUCAACAAGCUGACACCUGAGAAGUUUGACAAACUUUGCUUUGAACUUCUCAAUGUGGGAAUUGAUUCAAAGGUUGUCUUAAAAGGAAUAAUCUUGUUGAUUGUUGACAAAGCCCUUGAAGAACCCAAGUAUAGUCAGUUAUACGCUCAGCUUUGUCAACGCUUGUCAGAAGAUGCACCCAACUUUGAAGAACCGCUUGAAACCCCAGCCACAAACAAACACAGCACAACCUUUCGAAGACUGCUCAUAUCCAAGCUGCAGGAUGAGUUUGAGAAUCGAGCCAGAAAUGUGGAACUCUUUGAGAAGAACGAGGCUCCACUCACCACAGACGAAGAGGAGCAGCAGGCCAUUGCAAAGAUUAAGAUGUUGGGCAAUAUCAAAUUCAUUGGAGAACUUGGAAAACUUGGUCUCAUUCACGAAUCCAUCCUCCAUAGGUGCAUCAAGACUCUAUUGGAGAAAAAGAGAAGAGUACAACUCAAGGAUAUGGGUGAAGAUCUUGAAUGCCUCUGUCAGAUAAUGAAGACUGUGGGUCCUAAACUUGACCAUGAUAAGGCUAAGGCUUUAAUGAACCAGUACUUCAGCCGAAUGGUGGCCCUAGCAAACAACAAGGAGCUGCCGUCGAGGAUUCGAUUCCUGUUACAGAACAUCAUAGAGCUGAGAGAGGAUCGCUGGUCUCCUCGCAAAGCCUAUGUGGACAAUGGGCCAAGGACAAUUAGUCAGGUCCGACAAGAUGCUGUCAAGGAGUUGGGUUUUUUUAUUCCACAACAGAACGAUGGAUACAAGAAUGACUUCUUCGUGGAGAACUCUUUCAUGCAGUCAAAAAUCAAGUUUGACAGGGAGACGAUUGGAGGCCUUGCUGACAUGUUUGGACAAAUGCCUGGAAGCGGAAUUGGCACUGGCCCUGGAGUCAUCCAAGACCACUACUCCCCCACCUUUGGUCGUCAUCGUGCUAAUCCAAUCUACAACGGGCACAAUGGAAAUUCGAAUGGACUGCACCAGCAAUCGUAUGAAAAUGGAACUAAGCACUACAAUAAGACCAACCAGGGGCAGAACUCACCAGUUUUCACCCACAAGCAAAACCAUUCAAGCCAGAUGCAGUCUAAAGAUAUGGGGUCAAGAUUUAACAAGAAGGGGAAGGUGAAUGCAGAGGAGAUCAGUCUGAGGCCAGCUCAGUCCUUUAUGAUGAAUAAAAAGAUGACAAAACUGCAGCCUCAGGUGACCAUGAUGCCUCCCAGUGCCCAAGGAUCUUCUCCGUUAGGACAGUCUCCGCAGCUUGGUUUGAGAAGCAAUCCUCCGCCAAUACAAGAAAAGGUAAAGUCUAACAAAAAGGCACCACCGACAAAGGAGGAGUUGCGCAAAACGACUGAAACUAUUAUGUCGAACUACCUAAACAACAAAAAUGUCAAUGAAGCUGUGAACGGUGUGCGGGACUUGAAGCCUCCCAAGCACUUCCUGUCUGAGCUCGUGAGCAAGGUCGUGGUGUAUUCCCUCGACCGCUCGGAUGAAGACCGGGAGCACACCAGCACCUUUGUCCAUACACUGUGCACUAACGCUCUCGUGACCGGAGAAAACCUCCUGCAGGGUCUUCUGACUGUUGUCGAUCAGUGCCCAAAGAUUGAGGAAGAGGUCCCGCUGGUGAAGUCUUACCUGGCACAGUUUACAGCUCGCGCCAUUAUUGCAGAGCUGGUUAAUAUGUCCGACUUGGCCCAUCACCUGGAGAACGGUUCCCACUUCCCCCUGUUCCUCUUGUGUCUGCAGCAGAUGGUCAAACUCAAGGACCGCGAGUGGCUGUCUGACCUGUUUCAACAAAGCAACAUUAACAUGCUCAAAAUGCUGCCUGAAAUUGAUCAAAACAAGGACCGCAUGUUGGAAAUACUGGAGGGCAAGGGCUUAAGCUUCUUGUUUCCACUGAUGAAACUGGAAAAAGAGUUGUUGAAGCAGAUUAAGGUCGAUCCUUCUCCACAGUCUAUAUACAAGUGGAUCAAGGACAACAUCUCUCCAGCGCUUCACACCGAUAAAGGCUUUGUCAACAUUCUUAUGACCAGUUUUUUGCAGUAUAUCAUGUAUGAGAUCAACCCAGAGGAUGAUGAAGAGCAGCUUGCAUCACCCAGCAAAGAACAACUUGAUGAGGAAAAGCAACUGCUGCUGUCUUUCAAACCAGUCAUGCAAAAGUUCCUCCACGACCAUGUUGACCUGCAAGUCAGUGCCCUGUAUGCCCUUCAGGUCCAAUGUAACAGCAAAACCUUUCCUAAAGGAAUGUUGCUCCGCUACUUUGUCCACUUUUAUGACAUGGAGAUAAUUGAGGAAGAGGCCUUUCUCUCAUGGAAAGAGGACAUCGCCCAGGACUAUCCAGGAAAAGGAAAAGCGCUGUUUCAGGUAAACCAGUGGUUGACUUGGUUGGAGACUGCAGAGGAGGAAGAGUCUGAUGACGAGGAUUACUGA